Molecule: messenger RNA, 1494 nt
Organism: Penicillium brevicompactum
Lineage: Eukaryota; Fungi; Ascomycota; Eurotiomycetes; Eurotiales; Aspergillaceae
Product: DUF1593 domain-containing protein
Exons: 2
Coding region: 1-1494 (497 amino acids)
Molecular function (GO): hydrolase activity, hydrolyzing N-glycosyl compounds
Source: RefSeq, a predicted model, not a curated record
AUGUUUCGGUUCUCGCAUCUGUUGGCGUUGAUCGCAGUUCUCAAUUUCCUGGGUGUCAGGGCAGUUGCACACCCGGACGCAAAAUGCCAAUUACAAACAACCACAAAACCACGAAUCUUUCUUUUGAGUGAUAUUGACAAUGAGCCUGAUGAUGCACAGUCCUUGGUACGGCUUCUCCUCUAUUCCAACGAGUUCCAGAUCGAGGGCCUUGUUGCUACAACAAGCUUCUGGCUCAACGACACUACCCGGCCUGACCACAUGGAAGAUAUUGUCCUUGGGUACAAAGAAUCACUGCAUAAUCUAAAGAUUCAUGCCUCAGGUUGGCCUGAGCCUGAUUACCUCCUGUCGCUCAUCAAGUCAGGAUCAACUCGUUAUGGCAUGGACGGGGUAGGCGAAGGUCAAGACAGCGAAGGCUCAAACCUACUGAUUGACGCUGUCGAUUCAUCCGAGGAGCCACUCUGGGUUCCCUUAUGGGGCGGUGCAAACACUCUGGCCCAGGCACUAUGGAAGGUCAACUCCACGAGAUCCGACAUCGACAAGUUUGUGUCGAAAUUGCGUGUCUAUUCAAUUUCCGAUCAAGAUAAUGCUGGUCCGUGGAUCCGUCGUCAUUGGCCUAGUUUGUUCUACAUUGCUAGUGUCCAUGCGUUCAAUCGGUACGGCAAUGCAGCUUGGGGAGGUAUGUCCGGCGACGACUAUUACCAUUUCCCGAACAAUGCGAACAAAGAAGUGAUCUCCCCCGCGUGGAUCGAAAGGAACAUCCAGAUUGGUCCUUUGGGCGGCAAAUAUCCAAGCAGUGAAUUCAUCAUGGAGGGCGACAGUCCCUCUUUGCUGUAUCUGAUUCCCAACGGUCUUUCCGAUCCGGAACACCCGGAGUGGGGAUCCUGGGGAGGUCGAUACAGCCCCGUUGUCUGGGGCGAGGGCCAUUUUGCGGACAGCAUAGAUAUUCUUGUCGACGACGACGGAAAAACCAUGAUGGGCUCCCAAGUAACCAUCUGGCGAUGGAGAACUGCAUUCCAGAAUGAUUUCAAAGCUCGAAUGCAAUGGACCAUUCAAUCUGAGUUUAGCCGAGCAACUCACGCGCCCAUUGCAGUUGUCAAUGGAAGUUCUACCCGAGACGUUCUGGAAUACACUGUGUCUCCAGAACAGACCAUCAUUCUUGACGCAUCUGAGUCCUGCAGUACUGAUGGCAGUUCUCUCUCAUACAGUUGGUGGCAGUACCUGGAGCCCAGCUCAAACCUCAACACACCGAAACGAGAUGUGACUGUUCUUGAGUUGAGGGAGGUCCACGCUGCCCGAAUUUCUGUUGACAUUCCCUCGUCUCAGACGCUUCGCAGAGCCGGUAGAGGGGUGCACCCACAUGCGGAUAAACAUUUGCAUCUCAUUCUUGAGGUUUCAAAUGGUUUGCAGGUAUCUUAUCGACGGACCAUCUUGACCAUCAAGGGAGAGGGAGAAAGCACGCAAAAGACCGACUCAACGAUGCAUGAUGAAUUGUAA